CCCCGGAACCAAGGAAACAAAAGAAGAGUAAAAUAGAAAAUAAAAAAACAAAAGGAAAAAACAAUAUCGAACCUCCACCACUGGACCCCACAUUGGUUCUCUCAACGUUCAAACCGCUUCUGUUCAUGACCUUGUAACUGUCAAGCUAACAAUGGUCGAAUUGACUCGCGCCAUGCCCUGGCACCAGCCCAUUGUUGUUUAGUGUCAUAAUCUUCUUGUGUGUGGCUUUGCUUUCAGUUGCUUUAAUCGGUCACUGAGCAUUACGAUCGCUGAAGCCCAGCACAUGAUAUCGCGAAGGAUCAAAGGGAAAAGGCAAAAGUUACUGAUACAUAUACGUCCUGGGAACCUUGAUAUCUCGCCCUCGUACGCUAUCACAGCUAAGGGGGCUCGAUCAAUAUCGACGUUUCUUACGUUUCUCUCAAAAAUAAUACCUGAGUCAGCAAAGAGAAGAUCAAAGUUGCAUGGAUUGCAGACUGCAAACAUCAGAGCUAUUCGUACGCAAACAUUGCUCCCCUGAUCUGAGGCACAGACACAUUUUACUUCCGAAAGUCUCCCAAGGCGUUGAGGCUACAAAUCGACUCUCCUCUCGUACCGCCAGUCAUUGCUGGUCGAUGACGCAGCUACCUGUUCUUAGUUCUCUCUAGAGCUGCCCGAGUGAAUUGACUACGUUGCUUUUCAUUCCACGUGAGUCAGCAUGUCAUACACAUGGGGUUCUCUGUUUAGCGGCUCUAAGAUCUUGUUCUAUAUAAUAUUUUGGGGUUCUCAUAUUCUUGUGUUUGCACUGGGAUGGUAUUUCCAAGCAAAGAAUUCAAGAUUGGAUGCCCUCAAUGCCCUGCAAUAUUCCGUCUGGAUUUCAAGAGGCGCAGGCUUAGUAUUGACAUUCGAUGGGACCCUGAUUCUGUUGCCUAUGUGCAGGAACAUUGUCAAAACUCUCAGGCCUAGAAUCCGAUGGCUACCGCUGGAUGAAUCAAUAUGGUUCCACCGCCAAGUCAGCUACUCUCUGCUUAUCUUUACCAUUCUCCAUGUUGCCGCUCAUUAUGUCAACUUCUAUAAUGUUGAGAAGAACAACAUUCGACCCGUUACAGCCGUACAAAUACAUUUCACUGAAGCAGGAGGGAUUACAGGUCAUGUAAUGCUGUUUUGCAUGAUGCUAAUGUAUACUACGGCUCAUCAUCGGAUCCGCCAGCAGUCGUUCGAGACCUUCUGGUACACCCAUCACUUAUUCGUGCCCUUUUUGUUAGCCCUCUACACUCACGCCACGGGCUGUUUUGUUCGCGACUCUACAGACCCAUACUCCCCCUUCGCGGGUGAAGAUUUUUGGAACCACUGUAUCGGAUACGAAGGAUGGAGAUGGGAGCUAGUAGCAGGUGGUCUUUACCUCCUCGAAAGGCUCUAUCGUGAAAUUCGAGCUCGGCGUGAAACGAUAAUAACAAAGGUGAUUCGUCAUCCGUACGACGCCAUGGAAAUCCAAUUUCGAAAGGAGAGUAUGAAGUACAAGGCCGGCCAAUGGCUCUUCAUCCAAGUCCCUGAGGUGUCGAGCAACCAAUGGCAUCCCUUUACCAUCACCUCCUGCCCGUUUGACCCCUACAUCAGUAUCCAUGUCCGUCAGGUGGGAGACUUCACACGGGCCCUCGGCGACGCACUUGGAUGUGGACCAGCGCAAGCCAGAGAUCUUGAAGGACUCGACCCCCUCGGAAUGUACGAGGUUGCCCUCGAAAACGGACAAAAGAUGCCUCAACUCCGCGUCGACGGACCCUACGGAGCCCCCGCCGAGGACGUUUUCGAAAACGAAAUCGCUGUUAUCAUUGGAACUGGCAUCGGUGUCACGCCAUGGGCAUCCAUCCUAAAGAACAUCUGGCAUAUGCGCGCUGGACCCAACCCACCCCGCCGUCUUCGUCGUGUUGAGUUCAUCUGGGUUUGCAGAGAUACCUCUUCCUUCGAAUGGUUCCAGUCUCUCCUAUCCUCACUUGAAUCCCAGUCUGCAUACGAGGCAGAAAAUGAAGGGCGCGUGGAAUUCUUGCGUAUUCACACCUACCUUACACAACGUCUAGAUGACGACACUACCGCAAACAUCUACCUCAAUUCCGUCGGCCAGGAGGUCGACCCGCUCACGGAACUGAAGAGUCGGACCAAUUUCGGCCGGCCGAACUUCCAGCGUCUUUUCACUGCCAUGCGCGAUGGUCUCCAAGACGGAACAUACAUGCCUGGCUUAUAUGCCGAAUUCGUAACGCAGAUCGGUGUCUACUUCUGUGGGCCCAAUACCGCUGCUAGGCAAAUCAGAGAUGCAGCCGCGGCAUCGUCAACUAAGGAUAUUAAAUUCAAGUUCUGGAAAGAGCACUUCUAAUAACGUUUUGUUUUUGGGUAUCAGAGUUGGGCAUAUUGGGCUCUGGUGGCUUUAUUGUGAUGAGUUACGAGUUUUCUUUUAUCACCAUCUUUCCCCUUUUCGACAAUGCGAGCUGCGUGUCAUUGAACUAGUGUAUGUACCUGAUGAUAUGCAAUGCCCUGUACAGUAGACCAGUAUAUAGUCAUGAAUGAAUGGUUCACUCUAUA
Molecule: messenger RNA, 2550 nt
Organism: Aspergillus caelatus
Lineage: Eukaryota; Fungi; Ascomycota; Eurotiomycetes; Eurotiales; Aspergillaceae
Product: putative NADPH oxidase (NoxA)
Exons: 4
Coding region: 695-2344 (549 amino acids)
Biological process (GO): defense response; superoxide anion generation
Cellular component (GO): plasma membrane; NADPH oxidase complex
Molecular function (GO): superoxide-generating NAD(P)H oxidase activity
Source: RefSeq, a predicted model, not a curated record